Plutella xylostella (diamondback moth) is the source of this 1000-nucleotide messenger RNA. RefSeq names its product ADP-ribosylation factor-like protein 8. NCBI's taxonomy places the organism in Eukaryota, Metazoa, Arthropoda, Insecta, Lepidoptera, Plutellidae. Gene Ontology annotation, molecular function: GTPase activity; GTP binding. Gene Ontology annotation, biological process: protein transport; anterograde axonal transport. Gene Ontology annotation, cellular component: lysosomal membrane. The record is from RefSeq and is a predicted model, not a curated record.
GACGACUGACUGUCAAAAUUUGCAGUUUCCAAAGGAGGCGUUAAUUUUUUGUUUCGGAAAUAAUUUAGUGAAUAAAUCCAGCAAAAAUGAUAGCCUUGAUUAAUCGUAUCCUUGAUUGGAUAAAAAGUCUUUUCUGGAAGGAGGAAAUGGAGCUUACAUUAGUAGGGCUUCAAUACUCGGGAAAAACUACUUUUGUUAACGUCAUUGCUUCUGGACAGUUUAGUGAAGACAUGAUCCCUACAGUUGGUUUCAAUAUGCGUAAAAUCACCAAAGGACAAGUUACCAUCAAGGUUUGGGAUAUUGGAGGCCAGCCUCGGUUUAGGUCAAUGUGGGAAAGGUAUUGCAGAGGUGUCAAUGCUAUUGUUUACAUGGUGGACGCAGCAGACCCGGACAAGAUCGAGGCGUCGCGCAACGAGCUGCACAGCCUGCUGGAGAAGCAGCAGCUCACGGGCAUCCCCGUGCUGGUGCUGGGCAACAAGCGGGACCUGCCGCACGCGCUGGAUGAACACGGACUCAUUGAGAGGAUGAACCUUUCAGCGAUCCAAGACCGCGAGAUCUGCUGCUACUCGAUCUCUUGCAAGGAGAAGGACAACAUCGACAUCACGCUGCAGUGGCUCAUCGCACACAGUAAAUCAGGCAGCUCGCGUUAACUCACGGCACCAGCACACAUCCCUGUUGGGGGCAAUUGUCUCAGUUUAACGAUAUUGUGGAAGAUUGGUGAUACAGGUCAGUAAGUUUGGUUGUAUUGUACCCCACUCAUUCAUUGGUCAGUUACUACUUCUGGUUAGGUGGGAUUGUUGUGUAAGCACAGAUUUUGUAAUUUACGUAAGCGAAAAAAAAACGACUUUCUUCUGUCAUCUGCGGCUUACAUCUUCUUCGUAUGUUUUAUGAUGACGCAUUUUGUAUGCAACAACGGUAACUUUAGUAGUUUACGUAGAAUAUGAAAAUCUGUUAUACUAAAGAUACUAUUCAAUCAAAAAAGACAAUGAAGAAAGAAUAU